Vombatus ursinus (common wombat) is the source of this 4979-nucleotide messenger RNA. RefSeq names its product optineurin (gene OPTN). The record is from RefSeq and is a predicted model, not a curated record. Gene Ontology annotation, biological process: regulation of canonical NF-kappaB signal transduction; protein localization to Golgi apparatus; Golgi ribbon formation. The transcript is spliced from 14 exons. Gene Ontology annotation, molecular function: K63-linked polyubiquitin modification-dependent protein binding. The coding region runs from base 145 to 1866 and encodes 573 amino acids. NCBI's taxonomy places the organism in Eukaryota, Metazoa, Chordata, Mammalia, Diprotodontia, Vombatidae. Gene Ontology annotation, cellular component: nucleus; Golgi apparatus; cytoplasm.
CCAGAGCUCCCCCGCCAGCCCGCGUGCCCGGUGGGCGGUGUUUCUGGUCGGCCCCCACCCCCUGGCCUCCUGGGAUGCAGCCGAGGAAGCUGUGACCCGGCCGAUCUGCACGACUGCCCGCGACCGCGCCGAGGAGCUGCUACAAUGUCCCGCCAACCAAUGAGUGACACAGCUGAAAAUGGGGAUUGUUCCAAGGGAAGCACAGGAAAUGGACCUCAGAAUUUGGCUCAUCCAGACCUGGAAACAUUCACUCCAGAGGAGAUGCUGAAACAGAUGAAGGAGCUCCUUAUUGAGAACCACCAGUUAAAAGAGGCCAUGAAGCAAAAUAACCAAACUAUGAAGGGACGGUUUGAAGAGCUUUCAGCCUGGACAGAAAAACAAAAGGAAGAACGUCAGUGUUUUGAGUUGAAGUUCAAAGAAGUCAAGGAGAGUUUGUUAUCUUUGAGUAAUGAAAAUGAAAAUUUGAGAGCAGAAAUUGAAAACCUUAAAGGAAAAAAAGAAAAGUCUUUUGAGGACAUCACUGGUGACUCCAGGAUUCCCAGGACAGACCAAGAAAUGGAACAACUAAAGACACAAGUUACUCGUCUUCAAGCUGAGAAGGCAGAUUUACUCGGCAUUGUAUCAGAAUUACAGCUGAAGCUGAACAUAGGCUCCUCUGAAGACUCAUUUGUUGAAAUUAGAAUGGCUGAAGGAGAUGAGACUGGAGCUCUAAAAGAAAUCAAGAAUGGUCCCGGGUUGAUGACACCUGACCCCAUUGACAAGAACAAAUCUGUGGAUGGGGCAAAGAAUUAUUUGGAAUCUGAGGAAUUAACUGUUAGUCAGCUUCUACUAUGCCUCAGGGAAGGAAAUCAGAAGGUGGAAAGACUUGAAACUGCACUCCGGGCAGCUAAAGACAGACUUGCAGAUUUAGAAAAGAAGGCAAGAGAUCAUUCUGAGAAUGGCACCCAGACUGAGGAGGGCCCUGGAGAAGAAAAAGAAAAGGAACAAAGCAUAGAGACUGUUGGAAGUGAAGUGGAAACACUGAACCUCCAGGUAACAGCUUUAUUUAAAGAGCUCCAAGAAGCUCACACUAAACUCAGUGAAGCCGAACUGAUGAAGAAGAGGCUUCAAGAAAAGUGUCAGGCUCUUGAAAGGAAAAAUUCUGCAACCCCAUCAGAGUUGGAUGAAAAGCAAGAAUUAGUAUAUAUCAACAAAAAGUUGGAGCUACAAGUGGAGAGUAUGCAGUCAGAAAUAAAAAUGGAACAAGCCAAAACAGAUGAUGAAAAGUCCAAAUUUGCCAUUUUACAGACUACACACAAAAAGCUUCUUCUUGAACAUAGCAAUGCACUGAAAACAAUUGAAGAACUAAAAAGAAAAGAGACAGAAAAAGUUGACAGGUCAGUGGUGAAGGAACUAAAUGAAAAACUUGAUUUAGCGGAGAGAGCCCUGGCUUCCAAGCAAUUGCAAAUGGAUGAGAUGAAGCAGACUAUUGCUAAGCAAGAGGAAGACCUGGAGACCAUGGCUGUCCUCCGGGCUCAGAUGGAGGUUUAUUGUUCUGACUUCCAUGCUGAGAGAGCAGCAAGAGAGAAGAUUCAUGAAGAAAAGGAACAACUGGCAUUGCAGCUGGCACUUAUGUUGAAAGAAAACAACGUUUUUGAAGAUGGGAGCAGCAGACAGUCUUUGAUGGAACUGCAAAGCCGUCAUGGGGCCAGAUCAACAAAUGAACAAGACCAGCAACCCUACCUUGUUCAGAGAGGAGCUGAUGAUAGAAGCUGGCGGCAGCAACAACAGCAAAGGAGUAUUCCAAUCCAUUCGUGCCCCAAGUGUGGAGAAAUUCUGCCAGACAUAGAUACAUUGCAGAUUCACGUUAUGGACUGCAUUAUAUAAAUGUUGAUGUCAAAACAAAACAAAAAAAACCACCCUUUCUGGUAGAUAUUGACUUCGUCCUCUAAGAGCUGUACCUUUGUGUGUUUUUCCUCAAAUAUUUUGGCCCAUUACAUUUGUUUUAGAAGAAAGAAAAACUUCUGUGUGUUAAAUGAGUCACUGAUUGUCCAUAAAGGACUCCAUUUAAAUGAGCUUCAUUUUUUGUGUUCAGUUUAUACCAGCUUUGCACCUUAAUAUCUAGAUAAAUUAAUGUAAUCAGAAGAUAAACUUUACUGAUCAAUUUAAAGUCCUGUAAGUGGGCAGAAAAGAUGAAGUGGUUACAGGUUUAAUCAAGAAACAGACUUCCCGUUUUCGAAGUAUUCUAACAAAUUGUACAGUUCUUUUUAUUCAUCACCCAUUUAAAAUGAAUCCUGUUGGAUUUUUUUUUUUUUGCAUUAUAGUUUAUUUACUGUAGCUAGUGUAAGCAUACUAGAUUUUUUUUGUAUGCUUUUUAUCUGGGCACCAUGCGCUUUAACUUGACAUAAGAAAAAUGAAAAAUUGUGGGCAUAUGUGAAGCAAGUGUUAGGUUUAUUUGAUUUUAUGAAAUAGUUUACAGUGUAAAGAUGUUAACUUUGGGGUUUUUUUUAGUUAUUAAGCAUAAGUAGGUUUGUACAGUAGAUGCUUAUUCACUUGUUGACAAGAGAACAGAUGUUUAUUCAUUUUCUUAAAUGAUCAAGUUACAUCUUAAGAGUCAUAAAAACAAAAUGAUUGCAAAAUAAAACUGCUUAUAAAUAUUUUAGGCUUUUUCUUAUAUGUAUAUUGACUAAUUUCUUAACAUGCAUUUUUCUGUAUUAAAUUAUAUACAUAUAACUAGCUAUAUGUAUUUGUUUGCUUAAUUCUCUGGACAUGACAAAAUCUCAUUCCUGGAGGCCAGUUCUCAUACUUAGAUUGCCAGUAGCUACAUCCUGGGAUGUAGAUUUAGCUAUCCUUAAGUGAGCCUAGUUCCAACUGGCCAGCAAAUUUUGAACCAGCCAUGAAAAUAAGCCCAAGUCUGCAACCCCACAGACUAAAAAAAAAAUUAAGACAGCAAAUCAACAUCUUCUAUGUCUUUAUAUUAUCUUUGGGUUUCAUUUUCAUGGUGUGUGAUAGGAAUACUGUAUACUUUAGUACAAGCUGGCAAUGUCUAUUCUAUGACCCUGGUCAAAUUGAGGAGCUGGUGAGAGAGUGGGCCCAGAUUCAGCAGAUGGAGUGUCUUGCAUAAGGAACAUCAAGAGGCCACUCUCUGUGUGCUGUAAAGUAACUAGAGGGGAAUAAAGUAUAAGAAAGUGGGAAGGUAGGAAAGGGCCAGGUUGUGAAGGGUUUUAAAUCCCAGACAGAAGAAUUUGUAUUUGAUCUUAGGUAAUAGGAAACCACUAAAACUUUUGAAGAGAGGAGUGACAUGCUCAGACUUUUCCUCUAAGAAUACCACUUUGGCAACUGUGUGGAACGUGGAUAGAAGAAGGAAGAUAUCUGAGACAGGGUGACCAAUUAGGAGGCUAUUGUAAUAGUCCAAAUGGAAGAUGAUAAAGACUUGAACUAAGAUGGUACCUGUGUAAGUGAAGAAAUGGGGACAGAAACAAGGGAUGAUAUAAAGGUAGAAUCAAUAAGACUUAGGAACGGAUGGAAUAUGUGGGGUAAGGAAGAGUGAGGAAUCAAGAAUUAUUACAAGGUUGUACGUUUGGGAAGAGAAAGAAGAGGACCCAGGACAGAACCUUCAGGUAUUCCCAAGUAUAGAGCCUUAUGCUGAACAAGGAGAGGGAUCCAACAAAAUAAAUCAGUUGGGUAGGAAGAAAAAGAAGAAAGCAGUGUCAAGAAAACCUAAGGAGGAGAGGUUGUUCAGUAGUACCGGAUGGUACAGAGAAGUCAAGUAGGAUAAGAACAGAGACAAAGGCAUCAGAUUUGGCAAUUAACAGAGCAUAGCUAACAUUGGAGAGGGCAAGGCAGAAGCCAUAUUGUAAAAGGUUUAUAAAUAAAUGGGAAGUGACACUGAUAGCUUUGGCUAGAAGUGUGGCUGUGAAGGGGAAAAGAAAUAUAGUUUGUUAGGAUGGUACAAUUAAAUGACAAUUGUUGUUGUUCAAGGAGGAAGAUCUGGAGAUGUUUUUAGGCAUCAGGCAAGAUGCCUGUGAAUAAGGAGAGGCUGAAAAUUUUGAGAGAAGAAAUGUUCCCAGAAAAGGCAGGAGGGAAUAAGGGCACAAGGCGUGGUUGGUGAACAGACAACUUCCUCAGAGACCAUAACAAAAGAGAGAGGGAGAUGCUGAGGUGAUUUGGAAUGCAGAGUUGGAGAGAAGAGGGAACUCACAAUGGAAGGCCCCAAUUUUCUCAGUUAAAUAUUUGGCAAAGCCCUUGGCUUAGGCAGAGGGUAUGAUUUAGAUAGCUUCAGGAAAGAAGAGAAGAUUUGGAGGAGAUGCAGAAAGGAAUAGGAUAGAAUCGAUCAGGGAUUAGUAAAAGGACUGGUAGAUAACUGUGAUGGUCCAGAUAUGAAUGGGUUAUACAACUCUAGUGAACUAUGGGUAAACUCUAGUGAACCCAGUUAGCACAGUUCGUGACUUGCUCCAUUUGCUUUCAGCAGGAUGCAUGUAGGGGAGAAGGCAGAAUAAUCCAGGGAUAGGAUUUGGAAAUGAGCAGGGUAGGACAAAGGAGCAGAUUUAAGGGUAGAUAACAGUGUAAAAGUUCAACUGGUUACCUCUAGGAUCUUGAAGGAAGGAAAGAGGCCAGAGCCAGGGUGAGGGCCGAGAAAGCAACUAGAGGAUGAAGUGACAACAAAAAAAAUAAAUAAGCAUAUAAUAGAGGUAAGGCACAGGGAAAGAAGAUGUAGAAUUCUUUUUCAGGUAAGGAACUAAAAGUUCUCUGUAAGAACCUUCCAAAUUUGUGAUUCUAUGAUUCCCCCUGUAGCUGGGGGAAUUGGUUCAUAGUUGUAAGAACAUAUGGUGUGCAUUGUCAAUGUAUUUAUAAUUGACCAUUGGCUUCUGGCCACCUUCCCUGGUGCUGCUGUUCAGCUCAACUAAAGAAAUGUACCAAAAGUACAUCUUAAUGCUCUGUGUCCAACAUAUCUUUUUUUUUCCCUUGCUCUUCCAUUAAAGGGCUAGUUUGUGUUGAUA